Messenger RNA from Cucurbita moschata (crookneck pumpkin), 1869 nucleotides. RefSeq names its product cell division cycle 20.2, cofactor of APC complex-like. Gene Ontology annotation, biological process: positive regulation of anaphase-promoting complex-dependent catabolic process; anaphase-promoting complex-dependent catabolic process; positive regulation of ubiquitin protein ligase activity. The record is from RefSeq and is a predicted model, not a curated record. Lineage: Eukaryota; Viridiplantae; Streptophyta; Magnoliopsida; Cucurbitales; Cucurbitaceae. Gene Ontology annotation, molecular function: protein binding; anaphase-promoting complex binding; ubiquitin ligase activator activity. Gene Ontology annotation, cellular component: anaphase-promoting complex. The transcript has 5 exons. Bases 274 to 1635 code for a protein of 453 amino acids.
UAUGAUCUCACGAAUGACUUUGAAUUACAAUUCAAUCUUCAAACGCUCUCUAUUCAUCGCUUACUCUCACUGCGCUCUUCAAACGCUCUAAACAAUCAAUCGAAACUUAAUUGUUUCUUUUUUUUCUGAUAUUUGCUUCUUGAUUUCUGCUUUCGAUAUUCUGUUUUUGUGGAUCUUACGAAUUUCUUUGCAGGGUUUCAAAUUGUUUAUCUUUCUCUGUUUUUUCUGUUGGAUAUUGUGUUCUUGUGUUAUUCUUUUUUGGAAAUUUACGCUAUGGAUGCAGGAUCUUUGAGUUCUUCUAAUGCUGGUCGAUCGCGCUGUCCCCUGCAAGAACAGCAACUUCAGAAAAAGCAUUCCCGAGAAAAUUUGGAUAGAUUUAUUCCGAAUCGUUCGGCGAUGGAUUUCGAUUACGCGCAUUACAUGGUGACUGAUGGGAGGAAAGGUAAGGAAAAUCCUUCAAUUUGUUCGCCCUCGAGGGAGGCUUAUCAGAAGCGUUUGGCUGAGACGUUGAACAUGAAUCGAACUCGGAUCCUUGCGUUCAGAAACAAACCUCCUGCGCCGGUUGAGUUGAUCCCCAAGGAGUUCUUCUCCUCGGGUUCUAACGAUAAACCUGUCAAGGCCCGCCGCCAUAUCCCCCAGACCUCUGAAAGGACAUUGGAUGCUCCUGAUCUUGUUGAUGAUUACUACUUGAACUUGUUGGAUUGGGGCAGCGCCAAUGUGCUUGCUAUUGCUCUUGGCAACACUGUGUAUUUGUGGAAUGCAAACGAUGGCUCUACUUCAGAGCUUGUCACUGUUGAUGAUGAAGUUGGUCCUAUCACUAGUGUCAACUGGGCACCUGAUGGACGACACAUCGGUAUUGGGUUUCAAAACUCUGAAGUGCAGCUCUGGGAUUCAACCGCUAACCGACAGCUAAGAACUCUAAGAGGUGGGCAUAGGAUGCGAGUGGGUUCACUGGCAUGGAACAACCAUAUUCUCACCACAGGAGGAAUGGAUGGAAAGAUCAUAAACAAUGAUGUGAGAAUAAGAGAUCAUAUAGUCGGAACUUACAGAGGUCAUGAUCAAGAGGUUUGUGGACUCAAAUGGUCAUCAUCAGGGCAACAAUUAGCAAGUGGAGGAAAUGACAAUGUCCUCCACAUUUGGGACCGAUCAAUGGCCUCUUCAAAUUCAGCGACCCAGUGGCUUCACAGGCUUGAGGAUCAUACAUCUGCAGUCAAGGCUCUUGCAUGGUGUCCAUUCCAAAGCAACUUGCUCGCAACCGGUGGAGGUGCUAGUGACCGCACCAUAAAGUUUUGGAACACGCACACUGGCGCAUGUUUGAAUUCUGUUGAUACUGGUUCUCAAGUCUGUGCUCUGCUGUGGAAUAAAAAUGAGAGAGAGCUGCUUAGCUCUCAUGGGUUCUCCCAGAAUCAGCUCACUCUUUGGAAGUACCCUUCAAUGGUGAAGAUGGGAGAGCUCACCGGCCAUACAUCAAGAGUUCUCUUUAUGGCUCAGAGUCCAGAUGGGUGCACUGUGGCUUCAGCAGCAGCUGAUGAAACAUUGAGAUUCUGGAAUGUUUUUGGGGCUCCAGAAGUGGCUAAACCUGCUGCAAAAUCGUACAAUGCAGAGCCCUUUGCUCAUAUCAAUCGCAUUCGAUAAGCUACGUGUGGUGUGAUACUUUCACUUUCCUGUAAUAUACACAUGAUAUCUACAGCAACACAUGAUAUCUACAGCAAUUUUGUGGUAUAAUAUACAAGUAGGAAGACUCAAAAUUAGGUUGAUACAGAAUAAUUGUUACAACACACCUCGUUGUACACAGAUAUACGUGAUGUUCAUUAGAGAGAUGUACAUGUCAUUUUUGAAUUAAAGAAAAUGUUCUUGUUUUUGUCCUUU